CGUGUUCGAAAAUUGACUGACAGUACUGUCAACAAUCUUUUAUCUCUUUUGCGCUUCCAAGUUCAUGGAUAGCUCUGACUCUGUCCUAGGGAAUUUUCAGUACUGUCAGUCAAUUUACGAACACGGCCCUACAAUCAACGAAUAUAUAUAGGAAUUUUUGAAGUGCGGAUUCAGAUCGACAAAGGCGUAGUCUAUCAUGAUCAAAUUAUUCUUCGUCAUGACUAUUUUGUUAGGUGAAACUAACUUUUGGACGUUUGAAGACGUCGUUAACAUCAAGGAUACUGACUUUGGUGCAUUUCGAUAUCAUGAUAAACGUACGGAGAAUUUAUAUGCCGAGGGCAAAAGAUCCUAUGGCAAGAAACGUGGAAUGGUUUGCGUUCCACAAAAUAAGAAAGCGAAUAAGCUGAAGGAUUCGAUCAAGUAUCUAGAGGAACAAUUGAAAGAUCACUCUGUGGUAUAUUGCCAGUGGUGUGAUCAUUGCGUGGUACAAUUACUCCUGAGCUCCGGAUUACUGAUUCACAUACAAAUCAAUCUUUCCACAGGGGAUAUCCAAAAAAUGAUAUUCGAUAAAUACCUUGUCGGAAAAGUUUUGGAUCACAUGUCAGAUGUGAUAAUUACAAAAAGUCAUCUGAUGUGCACGUACAAUGACAAUCAAGUGACUUUGGUACACUUUACAAAGCCCAAAAGGCAUAUGUUUGAGAAAAUGAGUAGACUAGAUUCUAAGUUGGUAUUGUUUGAUUUGUCUGGCCCAAGUGGCCGCAGAUUAGAUAAAAAAAUUCAAUUUAAUAAGACUGGAGAUUUGAUUGUAGUAUGGUGGAAAUCGACCGUAAAUGAAGUGUUUCCUUGGAGUCCUGUAGUAAAAGAACAUGAUCGAGCUAAUGUUCACCUUUAUCGUCUCAUAGGAAUAAAGAUAGAGCUUUUGUGCUUUCUGCGAACAGAAUUUGAUCCGCUAUGUGUAACAUUUAGUACAUAUCAUGAGAAUAUGAUACAUUCUGUAGAACAGAAGGUGUCUAGAAAGGGUGAAGUAACCAUUGAGUGGAGAGUUUACGAAGUAUCUCAACAGGGUAAAUUGCAAAGAAUAGCUGUAACCUCUGUUCCUUUGCCAACGCAUACCAGUUGUAUCAAAUUUUCACCUAAUCAUGACAUGUUGUUGUUGUGUUGUAUCGAUGGCUCUGUGACAUUACAUGAUCAAGCUCGAGGAACGAAUAAUACUGUGAAAGCUGCUUUUAUACCGACUUUGGCGUCGUGGCAUAGCGACGGAAUGGCAUUUACCAUUAGCAAUGAACGGGGUCAAUUUCAACAUUAUGAUAUAUCGUUAACAUGUUUACGGAGCCAAAUACUCAAUGAAGAUACAACACCUGCUAAUAUUUUGGAUCUUUCGUCGUAUUUUAGUAGAAAUCAACCAGCCUUAUUGCGAAUGGAAUGGAGCAAAGGAAUAACUUCUCACGACUGUCCAGAAUCGUACGGUAAUGGGGAUUCCCUGUUUUUACUACUAUUUGAAAGAGGGCCAUUGGGAAUAAUUAAAUUCAUAGAAGGAAGUAAUUUGUCUGGCGACAUACUAGUUCGAAGGCACUUGAAUCUCUCGCAGGUCGAACGUGCAAUAUCACUGCUUUUGGCUAUGAAUUGGGACACUUAUCCUGAAGUGUGUAUGCAUUCCCUGAAUCAAAUAUUGAAUUACCUCUUCAAGUCAACACUCACGCCAGAAAGAGAAGGGCUCAUACAAACUGCUCUGGGCAGUUUUCAUGUACCAAUUACACCGAUAAGCCAGACAGUUCAAGAAGAAUAUGGAGAAGAAGUAAGAGAUUUGACAAGGAGAUUUUUUCAUCAUUUGUUGAGGCAUCGUCUGUUCGAGAAAGCUUUCAGACUUGCCAUAGAUUUGAAUGAUCAUGAUCUCUUUAUGGAUAUACAUUUUUAUGCCUUGAUAACAAACGAUACAGAGAUGGCAACUGCAGCGAAAGGAAAAGCUGAAACUAUCCUUGUUCGAUCGAAUAGUUGUAGUAGCACACAUUCAACAUGCUCUCGGCGAUCCUGUUCGCUUUGUUCAAGUUCGGAGAGUCAAGCAGAAAGCGAAUCUUACAGUGAAGAAAGUGAAACUGAAGAUUCACCAAGGAGAGAAAAACUCAGUUCAACUGUGCCCCUGAAACGGAAUAAUGUCAAAAGUGUUGACAGUAAUAUCCCACCUUUACCUGUCUUACAUCCCCAUCACUAUAAUAGAAAGAGCCUAAUAUCAACUUCAUUCAACGCGGUUGAAAGUCCUACCAUAAACUCUUUGAAUAGUGACAAAAAUUUAAUGUCAACUGCAUUCAAUGUUCCCAGUGUCAAUCAUCUCACUUCAGAGCCUUGCGAUAAUUCCCCAACUAAUGUCAGUCGAAACAAUGAUCCACUAACUUCUCCUUAUAGCAAUCCCAAUUUGUGCGCAACGUCUACUAACAAUUCUGCCAGAAAUUUGCCGUUAUUUAAUGAUGUAAUAGGUGACUUAAUGUCAACGUCUUUCAGUAACAAUUCUAUAUCACCAAUUUUCAAUCACUCCAGCAAUACCAUAAACGAUAAAUCAUUUGAUAACAAGUCAAAUACCAUAUCUUCACCAACGUUUAAUAAUGUUUCAAGCAAUGCGAAAAUUUCAACAAUAUUGCAAGAUACGAAAAACUUGACGACAACUUUAUUCAAUAAUCCUACCUACGACACAGAAUUAUUUGAUAAUACUUCCAAUAAAUCAUCUUCAUUUAGUAAUAUAGAAUCCCCUCAUAUCUCAACACCAUUUAGCAAUCUGACUAGUAAUUCAAUGAACAAAUCAUAUGGUGAUCUGUAUAAUGGAUUCAAUUCAACAAGUAAAUAUAGUAUGAAUAUACCACCAAUAUUAUAUGGUAUGAAACCACCGGGAGUCAACGCUUCUCCGUCAAAUACAUUGGUAUCAAUGCUAUUCAAUGAUUCAAUUAGUACUGAUAAAUUGUCAACUACACCAUUUUUUGAUCCAAACGGUAGCCUUAUGUCAACAUCAUUUAGUAACUUUGAUAAAGAACUGACAUCAGAUUUUGGUAACACUGGUAAAGACACUUUUACACCAACUUCAAUUAACCCUGUGGAUAAUCCGAUUCACAAUCAUUCACCAAUCAAGUCAAUCAAAAAACAUUGUCCAAUGCCAGUACCACCUCCGCCUUCAAUAAAAAAUUCCUACAAUUAUGUACACAGCUUGCCAAACAAAAGUUACCAAUUGUCGCAUAGUACGUUGGGAUUAGCUAAUAUAGACGAACCUGUUCAACGAUUUCAAUCCAGGUUACUUAACUCAACUGCAAAAGUUUUACACAGGCAAAAUUCUGUAUCUACAAUUCUACAAAAUCAUCAUAAAAGAAAUAACAAGUUUCAAUCAACCAAAACUUACAGAGUUAAUUAUGACCUUGAUUUCGUUCCGUUCUAUGGUAGCUGUGACAAUUUAGAUUCUCAUGCUCCGAUAAAUCAUUUAAGAUCGAAUUCACAACUGCAAACGAAGUUAAGAGAAAGUAGGCAUUUGAAACACAGUUUUUUGCAAAAUUGUGCCAACUUGAACAUAAGCAAAGAGCAGAAAUUUUCUUCCAAUAUAUCACCACAACCUAUUAUCAAUUCUUCAUUCUCUAAACCCAAGUCCAACACCCAAAUCCCUCCUGCUGUUGAAACUUUAACGUCAAGUGAAAAGCCAAAAGUUAAAUUUUCUGACACUGUGACACACAUUUUGGUGCCUGGAUCGGGGCAACCAUAUAGACCUGUACAAAAGCGGUCGGUAACUCAGUUGCAUCCUAUGGAUCCUAAGCGAGAGUUAGCCGAAAGCCUUCCACUGUGUCUUGGAAAUGAAGACUAUCUCAAAGAUUUUCAACCAUUGUCAAAAGACUGUGAAACUGACAGUACGAAGGAACCACAUAGUAAACAACCAGACGAAUCAGCAAAGAUCAAGAUUGUUCAUUUUGGACUUUUGUAAAAUUUGAUGCGAUAAACACUUACACAUAUUCAAUUUUAAUAUUGUAAUAAAGAACUGUUUAAAUUUAAUACAAAAACGUUGAGGCUUGAUGAUCAUUAAAAUAGCGCAUUAGGUUGUUUCAUUGUCACGUACUAGUAUAAAUAUAACGUGGUUUCAUUUCACGUUUUAAUACACAUAUCAUGAAUUCAUAUUUUUAAAUAGUAUUACCAAUACAGAUUAGGAAUUAAAUGUAAUUAUAUGACUGUAAUGACCGCUAACUGCCAGUGAAGCUGUAUUAUUAUGUUAUUGGUAUGUGCCCGUAUAUUUUGUAUUUUUAUUGAUCGCAAAUAAACAUAUUUUUAAUAGA
Neodiprion virginianus is the source of this 4295-nucleotide messenger RNA. It is a transcript of the gene frtz, whose product is annotated as WD repeat-containing and planar cell polarity effector protein fritz. NCBI's taxonomy places the organism in Eukaryota, Metazoa, Arthropoda, Insecta, Hymenoptera, Diprionidae. The coding region runs from base 197 to 3949 and encodes 1250 amino acids. Gene Ontology annotation, cellular component: axonemal basal plate. Gene Ontology annotation, molecular function: protein binding. Gene Ontology annotation, biological process: nervous system development; cilium organization; establishment of protein localization. The record is from RefSeq and is a predicted model, not a curated record. The transcript is spliced from 16 exons.